Messenger RNA from Caenorhabditis remanei, 2115 nucleotides. RefSeq lists its product as uncharacterized. The record is from RefSeq and is a predicted model, not a curated record. Gene Ontology annotation, biological process: mRNA processing; regulation of alternative mRNA splicing, via spliceosome. The transcript has 12 exons. Gene Ontology annotation, cellular component: spliceosomal complex. Bases 1 to 2115 code for a protein of 704 amino acids. Gene Ontology annotation, molecular function: mRNA binding. Lineage: Eukaryota; Metazoa; Nematoda; Chromadorea; Rhabditida; Rhabditidae.
AUGGCUUUCAGGCAGAGCUACGGAAUGCCUUCUUAUCCUCACUAUCCGCAGCAACAGCAACAGCAGAUAGUGUUUGGACAAAUGAGAAUGCCGGGGCAACAUCAACCACCACAUCAGAAAACCCAUAGCAAACCGGAAUUAACACCAGCUGUGUUUGUUGGAAAUAUAUCUGAAAAGUGUAGCGAUGAGUUCUUUCGACAGAUUUUAAAUGAAUGUGGCGAAGUUGCUAGCUGGAAACGUAUUAAAACAGGCAACGGAAAGUUUAAUGGCUUUGGAUUUUGUACUUUUACUGACCUAGAAGGAACUUUGCGAGCUCUUCGUAUACUUCAUGAGUUUCAUCUUGGCGACAAGAAAUUGACUGUCAAGGCUGAAGGAAAAGUUCUGGAAGAUUUGCGGAGGGAUGCGAUUGAGAACAGGAAGAAACAAGGAAAAAAGGAGCUGAAACUCAAGCCGGAUGAGCUUCCCGCUGAUGAAGAUGAUUUGAAAAAAGAUGAAGAAAUUCGACUAAAAAUUCUUAAUUGGAUGGAAACAGAUCAUAAGGAAUUGUUCUCGAUUACUGAAGAUGGAGAAAUUUCCGAAGAGUCUAAAAAAGCUCGUGAACAAGAGGGGAAGUCUGAAAAGCAUGCUCCAUUAAGUACAUCUACAUCUCACAAAAAGGAUGACUACAAACGAAGCCGUCACCGUCGGAGUCGGACGCGAAGCAGAGAGCGAACUUCACGUCGAUCCAGAAGUAAAGAGUCACCUAGAAAUAAAAAAUCUCGACGAAGCCGUUCCAGCUCCAGCUCAUCAUCUGAGUCGGACUCUUCUUCAUCUCGUAGCUCAUCGUAUUCGUCUCGUUCUAGAUCUCGUACUCCUCAAAGAAGCAAAGCAUCAAAACGGCGGCGUAGUAAUAGCCGCGUUUCAGAAGAUAGCGACGAUGCUCGUGAAAAAAGGCAGAUGAAACAAUUGAUGAAAGAAAAAGAACAAGCUUAUCAUGCUCGUCUCAAAAGAUGGGAAUCAAGAGAGCGAGGAAUGUCGAAGAAAUAUGAAAGAGAAGAAAGAAAAGAAAAGGAUCGCAAGAAGUCUCUUCAAAAAGAAGGAAAACGUCUCAAACUGUUCUUAGAAGAUUACGAUGAUGAAAAAGACGAUCCAAAGUACUAUAAAUCAUCUCAAUUCUUCCAACGAAAGAGAGAUUAUGAAAGAGAACGAGAAGCAGAUCAAAAGGACAGAAUUCAAGAGAUACAAGAAAUAGAAGAACUCAAGAAACAGAUUAUGGAAGAAGCUGCGAAUGAUGAGAGUAUAAACAUAGAUGAAGAAGCAAGAAAAAGACAUAAACUUAAAGAAGAUGAAGCUCUCCGGAAAAUGCGAGCAGACAGUGGAAGUCCAAAUCCUCAUCAACCACUCGGUCAGUCUGCAAAAGGAGAUAAUGGAGAAUCGUCGAGUGAGGAUGAAAGCAGCAGUGAAAAGAAUAAUGCUGAGGCGGACGGGGUCAAAAUGGAACCAAUGGAUCAUGGGGAGGGAACUUCUGUUCAACAAGGCGAAGAACUAAAUGCUCCUGGAGCUGUGAAUGGUGGCGCCUGGAAAUCUAUUGGUGAUGAUGCGACACUGAAUCCACAAAUUGCACGUCCAGUUGCUAAUGGAAAUCAGCCACAAGUGAAGAAAGAGGCAUCGCCACUACCUAUUGUUCAAAGACUCAAUGGAGUUUUCGGGAAUGAUGACGAUGAGGAUGAUGAGAAUAGAAAGAAGAAGCUGAAACCAUUCCAGAUAACACGUGAAGAACGAAUGCAAGUUAUGUCAGCUGAAGAAAAGAAAGAGUUAACCAAACAAAUAAUUAAGAAGAUUCCCCUCACAAAAGAAGAGUUGUUCGUUCACAAAAUUGAAUGGGAUCAGUUGGAUCGUAAAUGGAUGGACAACAGAAUUCGUCCGUGGGUUGCCAAGAAAGUUAAUGCUUUUCUUGGAGAGGAUGAUCAGUCACUCUGCGACUUUAUUUGUGAACAAAUUGGGAAACAGGCAACUCCAGAAGAGAUUCUCAAAGACAUAGCAAUGAUUAUUGAUGAAGAUGCGGAACAAUUCGUGAUCAAGAUGUGGCGUCUUCUAAUUUACGAGGGACAAGCUCGGCGAAUGGGAAUAACUUAA